Molecule: messenger RNA, 1686 nt
Organism: Metarhizium acridum CQMa 102
Lineage: Eukaryota; Fungi; Ascomycota; Sordariomycetes; Hypocreales; Clavicipitaceae
Source: RefSeq, a predicted model, not a curated record
AUGCUACGUUACAAGGUAUCCGGGCCCGAUGAGUACCUUGCCAUCACGGGAUGGCGCAUCCGCACCGUCAAGAUCACCAAGUCAUGCCUGGUAUGGCCGUUCCAGCGCUACACGCCGUUCAGCGUUCAGCCGCACGACUACGCCAUGGACCUGCAGGCCAUGACAAAGGAGAAGCUCCAGUUUGCGCUUCCCGUGGUCUUCACCGUCGGUCCGGAUGUCAAUGCCCGCGGCGCCAACUCCUCCUCGGAAGCAGAAUGGGAAAACGAGGGAGCUGCCGGUCGUGAGGACAGUGGUGACGCGCUCAUGAAGUAUGCUAUGCUGCUGGCGGGCUCCGAUGACAAAAAGACCGACCACGGAGCCCACGUCGCCAGCAUUGUCAAGGGAAUUAUUGAGGGCGAAACCCGCGUCCUGGUGUCGAGCAUGACCAUGGAGGAGAUCUUUACUGAGCGGGAGAUGUUCAAGAAGCGAAUCUUUCGCAACAUCCAGAGCGAGCUUGACCAGUUUGGUCAAAUACUGACGCGUGUCAAGGAGCUAAAGGAUGCCCCCGGAUCCGUCUACUUCGAGUCCCUCUCCCGCAAAGCGCACGAGGGCGCCACCAACCAGGCCAGAAUCGACGUCGCGGAAGCGCAGCUCCGAGGCAACGUCGGCGAGGCCAAGCGCAGGGGCGAGCAGGACCGGGAAAUCGCCAAGAUCAACGCCGACACGGCCGUGCAGAAGACGGAGCGGGACAUUGAGCGCGCCAAGGCCGAGGCCCGGCUCCAGACGCAGCAGACGCACCUCACGCGAGACGUCGACGUCGCGCGCGUCGAGGCGCAGCGCGCGCUCGAGUCCAAGGACGAGGACCUGAAGAAGGAAGUCGAGAUUAAGCGGGCGGCGGCCGAGAUGGAGCGCCUGCGCGCCAAGGACGUGGUCAAGGCCACCAUCGCCCGCGAGAGCAAGCAGCAGGCCGCCGACGCCGCCACGUACGAAGUCACGGCCAACGCGCGCGCCAACCAGGAGGCGAACCAGCGCCUGGCCGACGCCGACGCCUACACGAGCCGCGUCGGGGCCGAGGCCGAAAACUACGCUGCGCAGCAGAAGGCCGCCGCCGACGCCAACAAUAAACGCGUCGAGGCCGAGGCGGAGAAGUACGCCGCGCAGCAGUUCGCCGACGCCGACGCCUACAGGACGCGGGUCGAGGCCGAGGCCGAAAACUACGCCGCCCAGCAGAAGGCCGACGCCGACGCCAACAAUAAACGCGUCGAGGCCGAGGCCGAAAACUACGCCGCCCAGCAGAGCGCCGACGCCAGCGUCAUCCGUCAGCUCAAGGAGGCCGAGGGCAUCUCCGCCAUGGCCGACGCCUACGCCAAGCUGGCGGGCGCGUUUGGCGGGCCCGCCGGCCUCCUCCAGUACAUGAUGAUCGAGAAGGGCACCUACGUCGAGCUGGCCAAGGCCAACGCCGAGGCCAUCCGCGGCCUGCAGCCCAAGAUCAGCGUCUGGAACACGGGGAGCAACAGCGCCGCCGGCGAGGCGGGGGGCGAUCCCACAUCCGCCAUGCGCAACGUCUACCAGAUGCUGCCGCCGCUGAUGACCACCAUCAACGAGCAGACGGGCAUCACCCUGCCCGAGUGGCAGUUUGGCAAGCUCAACGCCGGCAUGCAGGCCAUGAACCAAAGCAAUGUCAAUGGCCAAAAGGCCACCAAGUAG